CAAGUAAAAUAAAGACCCACCCAAGGAAUCACAUUAUUCGGCACCGCAGAGGGUCAGAACUCGUCAGAAUCUAAAGGCCCCAAAUUGGCGGGAAAAUAAAACAUUAGAAGUAGAAGAAGACGAAGAGAGAGAGUUAGUUGUAGCUGCAGAGCGAGAAAGAGAGAGAGAGAGAGAGAGAGUAGAGAGAGAAAAUGAAGGAGAGAGGGAAAGGGACGGAGCCAUCGGUGGAAGAGAGGUACACACAGUGGAAAUCCCUCGUCCCCGUUCUCUACGACUGGCUCGCCAACCACAACCUCGUCUGGCCUUCUCUCUCUUGCCGAUGGGGUCCGCAACUAGAGCAAGCCACUUACAAGAAUCGUCAACGUCUUUACCUUUCUGAACAGACUGAUGGCAGUGUUCCGAAUACACUGGUUAUAGCCAACUGUGAGGUGGUCAAACCUAGGGUUGCUGCUGCGGAACACAUAUCUCAGUUCAAUGAAGAAGCACGCUCGCCCUUCGUGAAGAAAUAUAAAACCAUCAUUCAUCCAGGCGAGGUGAACAGAAUCAGGGAACUCCCACAGAAUAGUAAGAUAGUGGCUACACAUACUGACAGUCCUGAUGUCUUCAUUUGGGAUGUUGAGGCUCAACCUAAUCGUCAUGCUGUAUUGGGAGCUACAAUUUCCCGUCCUGAUCUGCUUUUAACCGGGCAUCAAGAUAAUGCUGAAUUUGCUCUUGCUAUGUGCCCAACUGAGCCUUUUGUACUCUCUGGAGGCAAGGACAAGUCAGUAGUCCUUUGGAGUAUUCAUGAUCAUAUCUCAACUUUAGCGUCAGACUCAGCAGCCACAAAAUCUCCGGGAUCUGGUAGCUCCAAUACUAAACAUGCUAAGGUUGGUGGGAGUAAUUACAUACCUGCAGACAGCCCUUCACUUGGACCACGAGGUGUCUACCAAGCACAUGAGGAUACUGUUGAAGAUGUGCAGUUUUGCCCAUCAAGUUCUCAGGAGUUCUGUAGCGUAGGUGAUGAUUCUUGCCUCAUACUGUGGGAUGCAAGAUCUGGCUCUGCUCCUGUUGUGAAGGUUGAAAAAGCUCACGAUGCUGAUCUUCACUGUGUUGAUUGGAACCCUCAUGAUGUCAAUCUCAUUCUAACUGGGUCCGCUGAUAAUACUAUUCACAUGUUUGACCGACGAAAUCUCACUUCUGGUGGUAUUGGAUCCCCAGUUCAUAAAUUUGAAGGUCACAAUGCAGCUGUCCUUUGCGUACAGUGGUCUCCAGACAAGUCAUCCGUCUUUGGAAGUUCUGCUGAGGAUGGCAUUUUAAACAUCUGGGAUCAUGAGAAGAUUGGUAAAAAGCAAGAAUCUGUCGGAUCAAAGUUGCCAAAUGCUCCUGCAGGCUUGUUCUUUAGGCACGCCGGUCAUAGGGACAAGGUCGUUGAUUUUCACUGGAAUGCAUCUGAUCCAUGGACGAUUGUUAGCGUGUCUGAUGAUUGUGAAAGUACUGGAGGUGGUGGCACACUACAGAUAUGGCGGAUGAUUGAUUUGAUCUACAGGCCAGAGGAAGAGGUCCUGGCCGAGCUGGACAAGUUCAAGUCUCACAUACUGACAUGUGCUUCGUGACUUCUCUUACCAAAGUUGGAUAAACUUUGUUUCCUUUUUUUUUUUUUCCUUUUUUUCUUUUUUUUUUUCUUUGGGUCUAGAUAGUGAUUUGCCCAAUUGCAGUGAUUCCCUUUUGAAAAGAGAAACAUCUGGGACAAAUGAAGACGACUAGGGAAGCCAAAUACUGUUUAGAGCUUGGUUCAGUAGUUGCUCAUGGUUUCACAAAAACUGGAGAGAUAUUUGGUUCAUUCAUUGGGUUAUUUGGCAAAUUGACAUUUGUCUGGGUUCUUGUGGUCCAAAAAGCCCACGGCAAA
Messenger RNA from Morus notabilis, 1885 nucleotides. Its product is annotated as WD-40 repeat-containing protein MSI4. The record is from RefSeq and is a predicted model, not a curated record. Gene Ontology annotation, biological process: regulation of gene expression. The coding region runs from base 192 to 1592 and encodes 466 amino acids. Gene Ontology annotation, cellular component: nucleus. Gene Ontology annotation, molecular function: histone binding. NCBI's taxonomy places the organism in Eukaryota, Viridiplantae, Streptophyta, Magnoliopsida, Rosales, Moraceae. The transcript has 15 exons.